Messenger RNA from Salvia splendens (bonfire salvia), 712 nucleotides. RefSeq names its product calmodulin-2/4. Bases 90 to 542 code for a protein of 150 amino acids. The transcript has 4 exons. Gene Ontology annotation, cellular component: myosin II complex. The record is from RefSeq and is a predicted model, not a curated record. Gene Ontology annotation, molecular function: calcium ion binding. Lineage: Eukaryota; Viridiplantae; Streptophyta; Magnoliopsida; Lamiales; Lamiaceae.
GCCUUGUGCUAUACUCAACUCUCUCUCUCAUUCUCUUUCUCUUUCUCUUUUUCCAAACACACACACACACACAGCCCCAAAGAAUCAUCAUGGCUGAUAUACUGAAUGCAGAGCAAAUUGUUGAAUUGCAGGAAGCCUUCAGCCUCUUUGACAAAGAUGGAGAUGGUUGCAUAACCAUAGAAGAAUUGGGCACAGUGAUCAGGUCUCUAGAUCAAAAUCCCACCGAGGAAGAGCUCCACGACAUGAUCAACGAGGUCGAUAUCGAUGGCAAUGGCACCAUUGAAUUCGCUGAGUUCUUGAACCUCAUGGCCAACAAAAUGAAGGAAACUGAUGCAGAGGAAGAGCUUAAAGAAGCUUUCAAGGUGUUUGAUAAAGAUCAAAAUGGUUACAUCUCAGCCACUGAGCUACGGCAUGUGAUGAUCAAUCUUGGUGAGAAGUUGACAGAUGAAGAGGUGGAACAGAUGAUUAGAGAGGCUGAUUUGGAUGGUGAUGGACAGGUUGAUUAUGAUGAAUUUGUGAAGAUGAUGAUGGCCAUUGGAUAGAAAUAUCUCAAGUUUAAUUUUUUUGGUAUUUUGAUUCCAUUUAUUACAUUGUUGUGCAAACCUUAGGAUCAAUUAGUCAAUCCUGAUGCAAGAAAUUUCAGAUUUUGUUGAUUGUAUUCUUUCAAAUUUUUAGUUCAAAUGAACAAGAAUCUUCAGAUAAUGUUGCAAAA